Messenger RNA from Camellia sinensis, 1713 nucleotides. RefSeq lists its product as uncharacterized. Gene Ontology annotation, biological process: hydrotropism. NCBI's taxonomy places the organism in Eukaryota, Viridiplantae, Streptophyta, Magnoliopsida, Ericales, Theaceae. The record is from RefSeq and is a predicted model, not a curated record.
AAUACAAUGUCUAUGUCUAUGUCUAUUCAUAAGUCCUUAUGUAUCCUAUGUGUGUAUAUAUACACACUAUUCUUCUAUUUAUAUAUAAAUACAUAUAUUUACAGACCCAACAACACAAUCCAGUUCAAACUUCCAUACAUCAAAUCCCAACCCAUCUUCCAAUUCCAUUCCUCAUUCUUCUCUCUCUCUCUCUCUCUCUCUCUCCCUAGAAACCAUACCAUGACAAAGGUUCUUCCGCCGAUUCGUCGUUCCUUGCUGCACCCCCGCCGCCGCCACCACCACUUCCGCCCCCGCCACCAAGAAACGCCUAAGUCAUGAUGACAUCGAAGACCCACUUCGAAAAACCCAUCAAAAUGCCGACGCCACCCAAUCUGUAGCACCAUCCGAGACCAAAAUGAUCCGAACCAUCUUCAGCCACAGUCGCGGCCACCUCUGGUUCUGCAUCCACACUCGAUUCCUCCUCCCCUGCUUCAACACCUCCUCCGCCGCCAAAUCCACCACCAAGAAGCGCCCAACCACCUCCAUUCUCGACGACGUUGAAGACCCACUUCGAAAAAACCCAGAAGGAGAAGGCUCCACCACCCACCGUCGCCGCCACGUCUGGUUGUGCAUCCGAACCCGACUCGCCUUCUUUCGAUUCCUCCUCCCCGGAACCACCACCUGUCCCAUUCUCAAAAACCUCCACACCACUUCGCUUCUCGGCGUCGAAGACCAGCUUCGAAAACCCCACGAAAACUUCGUCGGAGGAGAUGGAGAAGGAAGCUCCACCACCGUAGCCGCCGCCACUCUCUCGGUGGCUCCGCUGCGGUUCUCCAAGAUGAUGGUGAUCGGAACCAUCUUCGGACACCGCCGCGGCCACGUCUGGUUCUGUGUCCAACCCGACCGCCACAGCACCCGACCCACCCUCCUCCUCGAACUACCCACACCCACUUUCCAUCUCAUCCAAGAAAUGCGGGCCGGACCCGUUCGGAUCACGCUUGAAUGUCGUGACCAAUUCGAACCCGAAAUGAGUCCAUGGCCGCUCCGUUCGGUCCUGGUCUGGACCAUGUUAUGCAACGGGCGGAAACUCGGGUUGGCGGUUCGGAGAAAGGCCACCGAAGCGAACCAACUCAUGUUAAAGACAAUGCGGAACAUUACGACCGGGGCGGGUGUUAUUCCAUCCGGGUUAGGGGCUGGGUCGUCGGGCGAAGGUGAGCUCAUGUUCAUGAGGGGUAAUUAUGAGUGUGUGGUGGGCGGACCGGACUCGGAGUCUUUCCAUUUGAUUAACCCGGAUGAGUCCCCCGGUCAAGAACUCAGUAUCUUUUUGUUGAGGUAAAGGGGAUGGAAUUUUGGAUUGAAGAGAGGGGUAUUUUGGGUAUGAAAGAUUGUUUAUGGGGGCUUUAAUGAGAUUGAGAGAAGAAGAACGGGCCUAUAUUGAAUCAGAAAAUUUGGGCUUUUUUCGUCAAGGAUUUUCCAACCAAGGCUUGAAAAGUGUGGAGUUCCUUGGCAAAACAUUUACAAAUCUUUUCAGGAAUUUUUGAGUUUGUUUGGAGGGCAAUCUUGGGAAAUGCACAGUUAAACAUUCAUGGAGGUUGCUUCAGGGCAGUGGGAAGUGUUCUAUGGUGGGUGAAUUGUGUGGAAUUGUAUAGGAUGAUACCUUCAAUGAAUUUUUUUUUAAAACUUAUAUCACAUGUCUGUUUAUCUUCAUGAAUGUUCUUUCAUUUGAUAUUUUGA